Alnus glutinosa is the source of this 1721-nucleotide messenger RNA. Its product is annotated as polygalacturonase At1g48100-like. The record is from RefSeq and is a predicted model, not a curated record. Lineage: Eukaryota; Viridiplantae; Streptophyta; Magnoliopsida; Fagales; Betulaceae. Gene Ontology annotation, molecular function: polygalacturonase activity. The transcript has 6 exons. Bases 278 to 1642 code for a protein of 454 amino acids. Gene Ontology annotation, biological process: carbohydrate metabolic process.
CACUCCUCAAGUACUCACUACAGUUCCCUCAACUUCCCGUAACUUGGAGGCCUUGCUGCUUUACAUCCCCUAUGCAUGCCUAGUGGAUGAUGCUAGCUAUCACAAUCUGUCAAUUCCUACUCGUGCAUGUAGUCGUGUUCUUUGAAUCUCAUAAGCGUCUACUUUUCGCUAUCCCUUAUGAAAAUGGCCUCCUCUAUGAUAGGCAGACGUACAGGUCUAUAAGUAGCUUGGCAUCUAAAUUUUCUUCAUCUUAAGCUAAACCCAAUAACAAAAAAAGAUGAUCCUCACAGUACUACUCCCUCGGCUUCCCAUUCUGCAGCUUCUUUUCUUCUCAUUGUGUUUCUUCUUUCCUCCAUUAAUUCAGUGCAAGCUGCGCACAAUAUCACUCAUUUCACUACCACCUGCGCCUGCUCCUGAGGUGGAACAUUCUGGUAGUGACACUACUACUGUUUUCAAUGUCCUGUCUUUUGGUGCCAUUGGAAAUGGUGUCACUGAUGACACACAAGCAUUCAAGAUGGCUUGGGACGCUGCUUGCCAAGCUGAAGAAUCAGGAAUUCUUCUUGUUCCUCUUGGCUAUUCCUUCAUGAUACAAUCUGCAAUAUUCACAGGGCCUUGCACAUCUGGCGUCGUAUUUCAGAUUGAUGGGACUAUUAUGCCACCGGAUGGACCUGAUUCAUGGCCCAAAAAGAAUAGUAAGCGACAAUGGCUGGUUUUCUACAGAAUCAAUGGCAUGUCAUUGCAAGGGGGUGGUCUCAUAGAUGGCAGAGGAGAGAAAUGGUGGAAUCUUCCUUGCAAACCUCAUAAAGGAAUUAAUGGAAAAACGCAGCCAGGCCCUUGUGAUAGCCCAGUUGCCGUAAGAUUCUUCAUGAGCUCCAAUCUGAUAGUCCAAGGACUUAAAGUUAAGAACAGCCCCCAAUUUCAUUUCCGCUUCGAUGGUUGUCAAAACGUCCAUAUAGAGUUGCUCAACAUAAAAGCGCCUGCUGGAAGUCCCAACACUGAUGGAAUUCACAUUGAGAACACAAACAAUGUCAAAAUAUAUAACUCAGCUGUAUCCAAUGGUGAUGACUGUGUAUCAAUUGGAGCUGGUUCUUAUAAUAUCGAUAUCAGGAACAUAACGUGCGGUCCAAGUCAUGGGAUAAGCAUCGGCAGCCUAGGCAUGCGAAAUUCCCGAGCCUGUGUCUCCAACAUCACAGUGAGUGACUCAGUCAUCAAGCAAUCAGAGAAUGGUGUUCGGAUCAAAACAUGGCAGGGUGGAUCAGGAGCUGUAUCCAAAGUAACCUUCAAUAACAUACACAUGGACACCGUCCGUAACCCAAUCAUCAUAGACCAGUACUACUGCCUCACGAAGAACUGCCCCAACCAAACCUCGGCAGUUGUUGUAUCUGAGGUUUUGUACACAAACAUAAAAGGUACCUAUGAUGUUAGAAGCCCGCCGAUGCAUUUUGCUUGCAGUGACUCCGCCCCAUGCACGAACCUCACACUUUCUGAAGUGGAGCUACUUCCUGCGAAAGGAAACAUUCUGUCGAACCCAGUUUGCUGGAAUGCUUAUGGGAUUAUGCAGACAAGUAGUAUUCCGCCAGUUUUCUGCUUGUUGGACGGAAUUCCACAGACGGUGCAACAGAGUGAUGUUGAUUGGUGUUAAAGUAAAUUUAGAUACAUAAUAUAUAUGUCAAAAAGCAAAAGCAAAGUAUUAUGGAAAUUACAAGUGAAUUAAGGAUUAA